This is a messenger RNA of Prorocentrum cordatum, 2904 nucleotides long. NCBI's taxonomy places the organism in Eukaryota, Dinophyceae, Prorocentrales, Prorocentraceae. The record is from the annotation of a GenBank genome assembly.
AUGCCGGCCAUCCUCCGCAGCGCCCACGCCGCCCCCAGGCUUCCGCGGGCGCUCGGCUCCCGCGGCGGCAGCGGCGGCAGCGAGGGCGGCGUAGACGUGCCGGAGCUCGGCAGGCUGCGGUGGCGCCAGUUUCGGGCGCUGGCCGCCUUCCUGAACGGCUCGCCCAACGAGGACCUCGCUCCCGGCGACCUCCCGGACCUCGGGGCCCUGUCCCCGGCCGGGCUGCGGCGCGUGGUCUCGUUCGUGGGCGAGGAGGCCGCGCCCCGCCCGGGCAGCGCCUCGUCCACCCCGUCGCGGCCGGGCAGCUCGGCCGCGGGCAGCUCGCGCCCGAGCCCGCGGGAGUGGGAGGUGGACGACGCGGCCCUGCUCCGCCCCGGCUGGGGGUCUCUGAGGGGCCGCGACUGCGCCAUCUGCUGCCAGCCCUUCCGCGCGGGCGGCGUGGAGCCGCAGGCGCUAGCCCUGCCGUGCGCGGCGCGCGGCUGCCAGUGCUUCUUCCACGACGGUUGCAUCCGCCCGUGGCUGGAGCGCAAGCCGAGCUGCCCCCUCUGCAGGCGGGACCUGCGCGCUGUGGUGCGGCCGCGGGCCCCAGCCGUGGGUGGCGAGGCGCGCUGCCGCCCCGCCACCUUCCGGACCGUCGUCGCGGACGGCGCUGCCAUGGGGACCGCUGGGCCGAGGCCCGACCUGGACCUCUUGGACGAAGGCGCAGGCCGGUCGCUGAGCUCCAGGCCCGCGCUGCUCGAGGAGGCGCCCGGCGGGGCGGCGGCCACCUUCCGGCCAGUGCCCUACGGGGACAGCAUCGGCCGCAUCGAGAGGAUGGGCAACGAGGCGGUGGGCGCACUGAACUGGCUCGCGGGCUUUCGGAACGGACCGACGUACUUCGACCCCGAUCCGAUGCAGCUCGAAGUUUUGGAGCGGAUCUGCGACUUGGCCUCGCGGCGGUACCCGGGUCCAGAUGCUCUCAGUGAACGCGCGGCCGUCCGCCGGUUGCUGCGAGGGCAUGCGCCGUGCGAUGGGGCGGGUUGCCUCGCCCGUGUUGCGCCCUUCAGAAAGGACCUCGUCUCGUUGGCCGAGACAGUGGAGGGGUGCCCGCCGUUUGAGGACGUGGCCCCCCCCGAGGUCCAGCGCUUCCUGAAGGGGCAGCCCGAGCGCAUGCUGCGCGACGGAAGCCAGGCACCAACUGUGAUGCCGUACUUCGACCCGGCGCUGAAGCGGAGCGCCAAGACCCAUCGACAUUUUGUCGCUGACCUGCGGCGCCGUGGCCUGCCGAGGUGGGCGCGCCGCCCCCGCUGCCAGGCGGGCCUCUUCUUCGUGGGGAAGGACAGCGGGAAGCGGCUGCGCCUCAUCCUGGGCGCGCGGCCUGCUAACGAGCUCUUCGAGGCCCCGCCCGGCGUGGAGCUCCUCACCGCGGAGGGCCUCGGCCGAGUGGACUGCUUCCGCCGUCUGCAGCUCCCGAGCUGGCUCACCGAGUACAUCUGCCUCCCCGAGGUCCCCGCCUUCGUCCUGGGCGUCGAGGGCCAGCUCUGGGAGGGCUGCCCGCUGGGGCGGCAUGGCCUGGUGAGCCCCUGCUGGGGGGUCUUCCCGAUGGGCCUCACCUGGGGCCCGUGGGCCGCGCAGCGCAUCAACGAGCGCAAGGCCGCCCGUCUUGGGCCGGCGGGCCCUGUCGGCCAUGCUGCCCACUACGUCUGCGUGGACAACCUUGGCGUCGCCUCUACCUCGCGGCCCUUGGUUUCCGACGCCGUGCAGCAGCUCGUCCGUGGCUUCGACGAGCAGGGCUUGGUGUUUCGCGGCAGCUCCGUGAGCGUGGAGGCCGAGGCCCUAGGCCUGCUGAUCUUCCUGGCGAGCGACUGGGCGCUGCAGUGGAAGGAGCUGGUGGUGGCCACCGACAGCAGCCUGGAGGCAGGGACAGCAUUUACCACCCGCUGGCCCCACAGCAUGGUGGCCGAGGCAGGCCGCGUGCAGGGGAGGGCCCGCUCUCGCGAGGUCGCUGCUGGGCCGCUGGCGGCAGAGGCGCCUGCUGGUGCGGCCUGCGCUGGCGCCAGCUGGGGCGAGUGCCCCGCAGCUGCCGCGGCCUGCUCCGACGAGCGCAGGGCUGACCCCGGCGCCGCGCCGCCAGAAGACACCGUCGGCGGCCCAGCGGACUGGCAGCGCCAGAUCGUGGCCGACAGCGACGGCGACAGCAGCACCUCCGACGAGCAGCAGGGCAGUGCGGACGGCCAGACCUUUCUGGAGCGGCGGCCCGCCUUCCUGGAGUUCUGCGACGCGGGGCCGCGCCGCCCGAUGCGCUCGCCCGCGCAGGUGGGCGAUGCCCUCGUGGACUACAUGAACGCGUUGUUCUUCAGCGGCCACGAGUCGUCGAAGGGCGACCAGGCGAUGGCGGGCCUGAUGUACAGGUUCCCAGAGUACUCGACGCAGGGCGAGUCCAAGACGCCGCGAGCUUGGCGUUGCCUGCGGGGCUGGCGCAAGCUGGCGCCUGGGCGCAGCCGCCGGGCCUGGCCGUUGGCCCUCUGGUACGGGCUGGCUUGGCGCAUGGUGGCGCGUGGGGCGCUACAGAUGGCCAUCUUCCUGCUCGCCAUGGUCUCGGGCUACUUCCGACCCAGCCACCUGCUCUCCUUGACGCGCGGCAAUUUCAUCACGCCUGCGGGUCUGGCAGACGUCGUGGUGAUGCUGGACAGCGGCUGGUUUCAGUGUACCACGCCCAUCUUCCGCGAGCUCGCGCAAGGGAUUCCAGAGGAAGAGGUGUGGGACUUCAGUUACUUUCAGUUCCUGAAGAUGUUUCGGAUGGCGCUGCAAGACCUGGGUUCGUGGAGCUUGCUGCCGGCCUCCCUGCGCGACACUCUGAACGAUUGCGAAAGUCGGCUCGAGGACAUUCUGCUCGGAAAAGGUGCAGGGGUGAUUACCCAGUGA